Messenger RNA from Enhydra lutris kenyoni (northern sea otter), 1450 nucleotides. RefSeq names its product transmembrane protein 35A (gene TMEM35A). The coding region runs from base 119 to 646 and encodes 175 amino acids. Gene Ontology annotation, molecular function: acetylcholine receptor regulator activity. The transcript has 2 exons. Gene Ontology annotation, biological process: chaperone-mediated protein complex assembly; positive regulation of protein localization to cell surface. The record is from RefSeq and is a predicted model, not a curated record. NCBI's taxonomy places the organism in Eukaryota, Metazoa, Chordata, Mammalia, Carnivora, Mustelidae. Gene Ontology annotation, cellular component: endoplasmic reticulum.
CUAGCUGCCUGCUGCCUCCGCAGCGUCCCUCUAGCUCUCUCUGUGCUAACUGCCUGCGCCUUAGACAGACGGGGUGCGCAAAGCAGAAGGAUUAGUUGGGACCUGCCUUGGUGACCCCAUGGCAUCCCCCAGAACCGUAACUGUUGUGGCCCUCUCAGUGGCCCUGGGACUCUUCUUUGUUUUCAUGGGAACUAUCAAGUUGACCCCCAGGCUCAGCAAGGAUGCCUACACUGAGAUGAAACGUGCUUACAAGAGCUAUGUCCGAGCCCUCCCUCUGCUGAAGAAAAUGGGGAUCAAUUCCAUCCUCCUCCGCAAAAGCAUUGGUGCUCUUGAGGUGGCCUGUGGCAUUGUCAUGACCCUUGUGCCUGGGCGUCCCAAAGAUGUGGCCAACUUCUUCCUACUCUUGCUGGUGUUGGCUGUGCUCUUCUUCCAUCAGCUAGUCGGUGAUCCUCUCAAACGCUACGCCCAUGCUCUGGUGUUUGGAAUCCUGCUCACCUGCCGCCUGCUGAUUGCCCGCAAGCCUGAAGACCGGUCUUCUGAGAAGAAGCCCUUGCCACUGCCGGGGCAAGCGGGGAAUGCCGGGAAUGCGGAGGAGCAGCCCUCCUUAUAUGAGAAGGCCCCUCAGGGCAAAAUGAAGUUGUCAUAGGAAAGCAGAAGUGCAAAAAGUGGACCUUCCAGGCAGUUGCCUCCAUGACACCCAGGAAGAUGUCAGUGUGUGUUUUUCAUUUGAUUUAUUUAUCUUGAGGGAAAGGGAAAAAUAUGAUCUGCAAGUUAAUGGUCUUACUGGCUUGUGUACACCUAUACCCUAAAAUGACCUCCCCACAUAGACAUAUGUGCACCACCUUUAAUCACUUUGGGGCAACUCACAUCUUGCUGCAUGUACAUGUAUAUGGCUAACUGUUGAAGUGUAUUUGUGAGAUGGACUCCAGCAAGCAUGUGACUAUAAAAUUAUGUGUGGGAAAAUGUAUUUACUGUCUGUGCGUGUGUGUGUGUGUGUGUGUGUGCACAUACACGCGUGCACACUUGUGCACGCAGGUGUGAGGAUAAGGCUCUGAUCUUGAACUAAUCCUGCACAGGUAUCCUUCCCUUUACAAACUGAUUCUAGUGAGGGCAGAAUAAAAUAAACCUCUUCUAAAGAGAAUCCUGCUUACUUCUGGUAUAAAUCAAGUGAUGUAUUCCUGUGGGAUGAGGGAAAUUCAGCUGAAAACUUUAAUUUACCACUUUAGGAGACAGUUGCUUCAAUUCGAGACACUGAGUUAUACUGGUUAGCCUCCACUGUAACAGUUGUUGAAAUUUUAAAUACUCCAUAUUGAGUUUAAUUAAAAUAAGGGAUAUAUGCAGUCAAUACAUAAUCUAAUUCAAGUGAUAAAAUUGGAAGUUUCACCUUACCUUUGCCCCAACUCAACCUACUAAGCAUCUUUGCUCACAGUUUGAAAUCGAAGCAGUAAAC